CCGUCCUCCGCCCAACUCUCUCUCUCUCUCUCUCUCUCUCUCUCUCACUCAGGUGCUUCUUCGCCCAUGGCGCGCUAUGGAUUCGGAAUUCCGCUUCUGGGCUAUCCUGCGCCGGCUCGAAACAUCACCACGCUCACGCGGAUUCAACUUGGGGCUGCCCUCAUGAUGAUUAUGGCUGUAGCACUUGUUGUCGUCCACAACUCCAAUGGGAAAUGGGAGCUAAGAUUGAAUAAUCAAGGCGAUGUGGUCCAGUCGGAGAAGGGUGUGGUCGCAGCCGAUGAUGGCCGAUGCUCGGAGAUCGGGGUAUCGAUGCUGAGAGAAGGCGGGCACGCGGUGGAUGCAGGUGUGGCCACAGCGCUUUGCCUGGGUGUAGUCCACUCAAUGUCGAGUGGGAUAGGAGGUGGAGGUUUUAUGAUCGUCCGAUCUUCGGCUGACUCGCGAGCUGAAGCCUUUGACUGCAGGGAGACCGCUCCAUCAGCUGCUUCUCAGAACAUGUAUGAAAAGAAUCCUGCAACUAAGUCCAAAGGUGCACUCUCAAUGGGUGUCCCAGGUGAGCUAGCUGGUCUUCAUGCAGCAUGGAUGAAAAAUGGGCGCCUUUCUUGGAAGAUCCUCUUCCAACCAUCAAUAAAACUCGCCAGGGAUGGUUUUGUUGUCACUCCUUAUAUAAGACAAGGCAUCAAGAAUUCGGAGGCAAAGAUCAUGGCUGACCCAGGCUUACGUCGAAUGUUUGCACCUAAUGGGAAGUUGUUGGAAGCAGGUGAUACUUGCUACAAUGUCGAGUUGUCUCGGACUCUAGAGGCAAUAGCUGAACAAGGUCCCCAAGCUUUCUACAAUGGGACCAUUGGCGAGAGUUUUGUAAGGGAUGUGCAAGAAGCAGGUGGGAUCUUGACAAUGGAGGACUUGCGGCAGUAUCGAGUUCAAGUGCAGGAUGCUAUGAAUGUGAAUGUUAUGGGCUACACUGUUCUUGGAAUGCCACCUCCUUCAAGUGGAACUGUUGGGUUGGCUCUGGUCCUAAACAUUUUAGACAGCUUCGAACCAUCGGAUGCUGCGAAGGGUCCAAUGGGUCUUCAUCGCCUAAUCGAAGCUUUGAAGCAUAUGUUCGCUGUCCGAAUGAAUCUUGGUGAUCCCAACUUUUCAAAUAUUACAGAAUAUGUAUCAGAUAUGCUUUCACUUUCAUAUGCGAAGAAGCUUCAGCAAAAGAUACUUGACAACACCACGUUCCCGGCCGGCUAUUAUCUAACCAAAUGGAGUCAGCUAAGAGACCAUGGGACCAGCCAUUUUUGCGUCGUCGACGCUGACCGGAAUGCAGUGUCAAUGACGACUACUGUAAAUUACUAUUUUGGUGCAGGAAUUCUUUCACCUUCUACAGGGAUUGUGCUGAACAAUGAGAUGGAUGACUUCUCAACACCGACGGAAAUGACACCAGACAAACUUCCACCAGCCCCUUCUAACUUUAUAGAGCCUAAUAAGAGGCCUUUAUCUUCAAUGACUCCCAUUAUCAUCCUCAAGGAUAAUCAACUGGCUGGAGUUGCAGGGGCAAGUGGUGGUCUCUUCAUAAUACCAGCAGUCAUUCAAAUCUUUCUAAACCAUUUCAUAUUGGGCAUGGAUCCUCUUGCCUCUGUUCAGCAUCCUAGGGUUUACCACAAGUUGAUACCAAAUGUGGUGUUGUACGAAAAUUGGACAGUGAUAGAUGGAGAGCACAUCGAACUCUCUGAGGAUAACAAGAUCUUCUUGGAGGAAAGAGGUCAUCAUUUAAAGGCCCAAGCAACUGGGGCCAUCAGCCAGCUUGUGGUGCACAACCUUCAAAAUCAACUGCUCAACAUGGGAAGAAAACAUACAGGGUUCAACAGUGGGGUCUUUCAUGGAUUGCUUACUGCUGUGAGUGACCCAAGGAAAGAUGGUCAACCUGCAGGCUUAUGAAUUGUAUAUUUCUGAGACUCAGAGAGUUACUGCAACACAGCCUGUGGGGCCCUCAGUGUUGUCAGUGUGAAAUCCACUUUGUCCAUCAGUGUCACCAGUUCAUGUUAUUUCAAGAGCCCAAAAAUGAAGCAGAUCUAAUACUCAAGUGGGCCUCACCAAAAGAAACAUGGGGACCGAAUGCUCAGCAUUGUUACCUUGAUGAGUCCCACAGAAGUUUUGGAUCAGGCUGGUAUUUGUUUUUUGCCUUCAUCCUGGUUAGAAUCACCUUAUGAAUGGGUUGGAUGGCAUAUAAAUAUGACGGUGAGCCCCAGAAAGGUUUCAAUGGUGGGCGUUUUUAUCCCCACUGUUUCCUUUGGUGUGACCCAUUUGGGUUUUUUAUUCACCUCAUUUAGGGCUCUUGUUGUGGUUGUCCACAGGGCUCUGUGUUGCAGGAAACUGGCGUCUAUAUUUCUGUACUUAACAGUAUUGUAAUUUCAGUAUCUUCCUUA
Molecule: messenger RNA, 2408 nt
Organism: Magnolia sinica
Lineage: Eukaryota; Viridiplantae; Streptophyta; Magnoliopsida; Magnoliales; Magnoliaceae
Product: glutathione hydrolase 3
Exons: 7
Coding region: 67-1920 (617 amino acids)
Biological process (GO): glutathione catabolic process
Cellular component (GO): plasma membrane
Molecular function (GO): glutathione gamma-glutamate hydrolase
Source: RefSeq, a predicted model, not a curated record